AUGGUCUGGAAAUGAUGACAUGCUUUUGGGUGAACUCAAAAAUGAUGGAGACAUUGCUGUAGAUAUCAGAUAUUCAGUCGUGAUUAUGUAAAGAAACAUUUCUUAGCAUGUUGUCUGGUUUUCAGGAACAUUAUGCACCGCCACAUCAGACAGAUGCAUAUCUGCGCCCUGUCAGAACGGAGCCACCUGUGUGGACACCGCAGACGACUACGCCUGCAUCUGUUCCAAAGAAGGGAUUCGUUACAUGGGCAGAAACUGCAGUGAACUGUACGACGCCUGCUCCUUUGCUCCAUGUGAAGCAUGCAGAAGCUCCCCUGGUGCCACAGAAUACCAGUGUGUGUGCCCAGAGGGACUCACAGGUGAUAACUGCACAGAGGAGGUGGACGAGUGUCAGAGCAACCCUUGCUCCAAGCCUCGUUCUGUGUGCGUGGACCAGCAUGUCAGAUACUUCUGCAGAUGUCCUGCUGGCUAUAGUGGACAUAAUUGUCGGACACGUGUUGUGGACUGCAUUGAUGAACCCUGUGAGAACAACAGCACCUGCAUAUUGCUGCCAGAGGGAUUUGAAUGCCAGUGUACACCGGGGUUUAAAGGCAAGACCUGUGAGGAGGAUGUGGACGAGUGUUUAUCAGAGCCCUGUCAGAACGGGGCUAUCUGCAGAGACGGAGUGGCAGAGUUCAACUGUUUUUGUGUGCCCGGUUUUCAGGGCUACAACUGUGAAAUAGAUAUCAAUGAGUGUGCAUCACGACCAUGUGACAACAACGCCACCUGCAUCAACGAGAAGGAUCGCUAUGAGUGUGAAUGCCUGCUGGGAUUUAAAGGACUGAACUGUGAAGUUGAAGUCGAUGAGUGUGAGACCAACCCAUGCCUAAAUGGAGGCUUCUGCCACGACUUAAUAGGCAUGUACUCCUGUGAAUGCGCACCUGGAUUUGAAGGCACUGACUGUGAAGUUGAUGUUGAUGAAUGUGCCAGUGAACCUUGUCAAAAUGGAGCUCUGUGUCGGGACAUGGUGAACAGUUAUAGAUGUAACUGCACAGACACAGGUUUCCAUGGAGACCACUGUGAGGAGGACAUCCUCGAAUGUGCCUCUGGUCCCUGUCAACAUGGUGCUACCUGCCUCGAGGGAGUCAAAGCAUUCAGCUGCCUGUGCUGGCCAGGUAGUGUGACUUCAUGA
Messenger RNA from Thalassophryne amazonica, 1171 nucleotides. Its product is annotated as fibropellin-1-like. Gene Ontology annotation, molecular function: calcium ion binding. The coding region runs from base 245 to 1171 and encodes 308 amino acids. Gene Ontology annotation, cellular component: protein-containing complex; plasma membrane. NCBI's taxonomy places the organism in Eukaryota, Metazoa, Chordata, Actinopteri, Batrachoidiformes, Batrachoididae. Gene Ontology annotation, biological process: heterophilic cell-cell adhesion; establishment or maintenance of epithelial cell apical/basal polarity. The record is from RefSeq and is a predicted model, not a curated record. The transcript is spliced from 3 exons.